Messenger RNA from Cloeon dipterum, 4434 nucleotides. RefSeq names its product Rho guanine nucleotide exchange factor at 64C (gene RhoGEF64C). The transcript is spliced from 16 exons. Gene Ontology annotation, biological process: positive regulation of Rho protein signal transduction. The record is from RefSeq and is a predicted model, not a curated record. Bases 251 to 4147 code for a protein of 1298 amino acids. Gene Ontology annotation, molecular function: guanyl-nucleotide exchange factor activity. NCBI's taxonomy places the organism in Eukaryota, Metazoa, Arthropoda, Insecta, Ephemeroptera, Baetidae.
UGCGAGUCGCACCAGGUGACGGACACAGGAAGGAUAUUUUUACCGUAACAGCGGCUGCUUAUACCAUUAGUGAGAAACAGCGAGCACCGGUGCGGUGUUUGCCUACUUUCCAAGCGGACCAACCUUUCGCAUUGUUUUGACUCUGGGAUUUUUCCAACUGUGGUGUGCGGAAAAGAAGGCGGAAAAUCGGAUUGAAAACAACGUCCAGGAGGAGUUCACCGGCUGAUUUUAAAGCACACCAUGUCAGGUCAUGGCAAAUUGGAGCCCUGCUGCCGUUAGCAUGCAGUCCGCCUACCUGGAGAUGCCGCCCUUCGUGGUCGAGCCCACCUACGCCUACCUGCCAAGGCCGGCGAUGAUGGUGGGCUCGGUCAGCAGGGGCACUUACCAGAAGAGCAAGAAGUCGUGGCUGCGGCUGGCCAAGGAGAAGAAAAACCAGCACGUCAACGUGGUCCAGCAACACCCGCAGGUCCACCCGGCCGCGCUCCUCCACAGGGACUACCUGCAGGAGUACCGUGAGAAAUACGGUUUGUUGGCGCCCGACCACCUGGACCCGUGGAACUCUCCCCUGCGGCAGUACGUGCACCCGGCGGUGGUGGCGGCCGCCUCGCCGGCCGUGCCGCCGGCGGCCGAGUUCACCAGCAUCUGCGCCUGUCCGGGCACCAAGAAGAUGGGCAAGGUGUGCAAGACGUGCGGCCAAAGGGCGGCCAAGGGCACGGUGCGCGGCGGCACCAUCACCAGGGGCACGGCCAAGGUGCGGCCCGCACUUCCCCUCGCCGGCCCCACCGCCACCAUCAAGCCGAUGCGACUUCGACCCACCCCCACCACCCCGUCCGACGAGGAGGCCAACAUCGCGCCUGAGGUCGACCCCUACGACAUGGUCCGCAGGUCGCGACUCGCGUACAAGGAGCAGAUGAGUGGGCGUGCCCGCUCGAAAAGCCUGUCGCCCAUCAGGGCUCGCCUGUCCGACCGGGCAGACGAGUGGGUGUCCACCUCGGACACGUCGGACGAGGCGAGCAGCGGCGACGAGCGCGGAGAACCCGAGGGGGCCCCGGAGCCUCGCCGCUCCAUCCUCGAGUGCGACGUGACGGCCUACGAACUGAUCGGAAAGUACUUGAAGCACUCGGAGAGCGACGAACUGGACGACAACGCGGUCGUCGCCGCCACCGCCACCGCCGCGUCCAUCCCGUCGCCGCCGGCCGAAGAGGCGCCGGCGCCGCCGGCCGCCCCCGAGCUGCCCCGCACCAACAGCCUUCCCUCGCUGGCGGAGAAGCUGCCCACGCCCAAGCCGCCCCCGCGGAGGCGGCGUCUCAAGAAGGUGUCCAUCAAGUCGAUUUUGAAGAAGACCUCUGUUUCGUCCGAGGAGGGCUACGGCACUUUGGGGCCCUCGGGGAUGCACAUCCCGACGUACCAGGAGUUCAAGCAGCGCAAGAAGCAAGUGCAGUUCAAGUCGGACGAGCUGCGAAAAUGUCAGCCAGAGAAACCGGGCACGGGUGGCAAUGACCUUGGCCCGGGGCGCGCUGCUGCUCAGGUGGGUUUCUCUGGAGUCGCGGCCGCGGCCGGCGUCGCAGCCGCCGCCGCCGAGAGUGAAAGGCCGGCUCAGUCGCAGCAGGACUGUGCUCAAGACAACACCGCCGCGGACGCCGCUGCCGACAACCCAGCCGAGCACGUUUACGACACUGUCCGGGAUACGGUUGGACAGGACGACGACAAACGACACUCGGCUGUCCCCGAAAAUGAGGAGCGUCGGCCCGCAGGAGCGGCGCCAGUGGCCCCGAGUCGAGGAGGUCGCAGCUCGUCAAGUCGGCGCCGCGAGGGUGGCUCAAUAGUGCACGUGCGCGGCGACCACCACAACCUCUUCCUGGACACGAUGCGCCUGCGCGUUUCGCACCGACGCAUCGACUCGCGCCAGGUCUUCCCUGCGCAGCCGAUGGAGCGCAUGCUCAGUCCGCCGCGGCCCCGCGAGCCGCCCCCGCCGCCCCCGUCCGCCUCGCCCAACAAGGGCGAGGUGGUGGUGGUCAGCAACGGCAGCCCUGUCACCGGACGCACCGUCGUCACGGUCAACAACCAGGACAGCCUCACCCUGAGGAUCAACGUCGGCGGGCCGGCCGAGGACACGGCCAACACCACCAUCGUCACCCUCAACGGCGACGACAGCUUCUCCUCCACCACCUCGGUGCCGCACAUUUGCACCAAGAUGGGUGAGGUCACCGUUGCCGACAGCUCCAUUGUCCAAAAGGUGGAGAACACGCGACGGUGUCGAGUGUCAACGGAGGCGCCGUACGUUUCGAUCAGGGUGAACCAGCCCGAGGAGGAGCCGCCUUACGUAAGCGUAGUCUGCAGCGAGAGCGGCAAGGACGAUCCCUCCAUCACCGACGAUGAGGCUUCAAACGGCAGCAGCAAAGUGUACGUCACGGUGGAGGACGAGGACGAGGAAUUCGACGACGAGGAGAUCGAAGACCACUACGAAAUGAUCCGCGACCCAAUCGACGUGAUCCGCGACCCGAUCUACGAGGAAAUCUCGCCGCCGCCGCCGUCGGCGCGGUCCAUCUUCGAGGGGGCCUCCAAGUACGACAUCCUGCAGUACCUGGCCGGCGCCAAAGAGAGAGGUCUGCACUGCCCGCCGGUGCUCGACCUGCCCGCCCUCAGGAACUCUAUCUCCGCCCCAAUGGAGCUCGCGAGCCACGUGAGCGACUCGAGUGAAGACUCGAAUCCGCCGCUGCGUUCAUCCCCUACAAAGAGCCGGAGAAGCUCUGCGGAGAUUGAGCGAAACGAUUCUGGGGUGGGCUCGGAGACGAGCCAGAGCAGCAGAAGUCGGUGGCUUCUGCAACGUAAAACCAAUCCUGAACAGGGAGACUUGCUUUGUGAAGACUGCGAACAAAACGUCGAACCUCAAGUCACAGACAGUGGUGUGGUGUACGCGCCGCUGGUGUGCCGGAAAUGUGGAAAAAGACGGUCGGAGCGACGGGAAAUCAUCACCGAGCUUUUGGAGACGGAAAUCAAGUACGGACGCGAUUUGCACAUCAUGAUGGAGGAGUUCUACAGACCGAUGCUGGUUGCCGGUUUGCUCACGCAGGAACAACUGGACGCAAUCUUCCUGAAUGUGCCGGAACUGUUGGAAAUGAGUAAGCAAUUGGCAGAGAGGUUACAAGACGCUGUGGAUAUUGCCCUGGACCAAGGAGAUGAGGACCUGUUGACCGUCAAUGUGGGCAGACAGUUCAUCAGCUGCACCAAAAUGCUGAAUGCGUUUGAAAAUUACUGCAUUAGACAGGGUGCCGCGUCCGUGCUUCUGGCCAGCUUAGAGAAGGAAAAGGAGCUGCUGAAGAUUUUCCUCAGGGUGUCGCAAAUGGAAAACGCCGUCCUGCGAAGGAUGAACCUCAACUCCUUCCUGAUGGUGCCUGUGCAGAGGGUGACCAAGUACCCCCUGCUUCUGUCAAGACUGCACAAAACCACGCCACCGCAUCACCAAGCGAGGGACUUGCUCAAGCAGGCCCAGCAGAAAAUCGAAGCCCACCUUGAGCACAUGAAUGCGGAGGCCAAGGAGAUUAGCAGCACGAAGCUGUGGCGCCGAAUUUCGAUAAUCAACGUGCCAGGCAGGAGGAGCAACUCCGAAGCUGACUUGAAUAUCAAACUGCGAAAAUUGGCUUUGGAAGUGUUGGGCUGGAAUCCCGAGAUUUCGCAAUUUGUCAUGGAAGGCCGGCUGCUGUUCACGCAACCCACGGACAGCAACUGGCGCAAAGGGCGAACCAUCAAACUCAGCCACCUGAAUGCACUCCUUGUCACCCUUGGAAAGCCCAACGAUAACUACAGACCUGAGUCUGCGCAAUCGAGGGACCUAACUUUUCCGAAAGCCACGGGCAUCCAAGAGGCGUGUUUGUUGCUCCUUAAAGACAAGGCUGGAAGAUGUACAAUGCUCAGGGAGCCACUGUCUCUGGACAAGUGCAUUGUGUGCACCGAAGUGCCGGACGUGGAGGACUGCUUCGAAGUGCAGGAAAUCGCGACGAGGGACACAUUCAUUUUCAAGUCUGAAGACAAGACCAAAGAGUGGGUGCGGGCGCUGCAGUACCACGCGCAGAGUCUCGGCGGUUGGCGGCGGCGACGCAACGCCCUCGCCAACAUCAUGAUGAAUGGAAUGGUCCCGAGGAGCUGAAUUUUGACUUUUCCUCUCACCUUCCCCCCAGAUGUUAUACACGAUCGUAUUUUUGAAACGCGUUUUAGCAAAGCCCGAAUUGAAGCGAAAAAAUAAUAAUAAUAAUGCUGUGAUGCAACUACAAUAAAAACUACUACGGAGAUAUUUAUGGUGGAGAUUUUUGAUGAGAAAAAAAAUAGAUAUUUUUGGCAGCCAACUUUUUUGUUUUUUGGAGUGUCACUAACGAGAAAACUCUGUGCAAUUAUUAAGAUUUAGUCACACGCGAAAUAAAAAUUAAAUUAAUAUCA